UCUCCGUUCACACUAAACCACCCCGCUUACCUUUGCCCUCAAGGCUCAACUUAAUCUUUUUUCACCAAACUCAACCAAAAAACAGUAAUUUAAAAGACAGCAACAUUUGCCAAAUCCGAAAUCAGACAAAUUGUUGCAGAAAAUACUUUUAUGGGCUUGCGGUUUUUGUUUCAUUCUUUGGAUCCGGCUGGAUUAAUGGUUUCGUUUGUUUGUUUUUUUUAAUAUUUUGAGUUAUUUAUUAAUAUUGUUGUAUUGAUUUAUCAAAUAUCAAUCAAAGUAGACUUGCGACUUAAACUUUAUAGAAUUUAAUAAUAUUAAGUUGUAUUAGAAAUGAAGGUAAAUAUAGCCUUGCAUUUGGGGUCAACGUAUGAAGUUUAGUCAUCAUUGGUGGUGCCAGGAUAAUUUCUUUUUGAAAAUGUAUAAUAAAGUCUUAGCGUCUAGAUGUUAGAGAUUCCGCACACAUUGAUUGUCGUGGAUUAUAAUUUUCCAAGAAGUUUCUUAUUUUUGUUUUUAUUUUUAAUUGAAAGUGAUUGAAUUGGAACAGUUGAUGGAUGACUUUCAUUGUUGACGAGCUUUGCGUAGCUUUCUGGUUUACUUGCUCGUGAGGUUCCGUAUAUCUGUCAGAAUCAAAACCCAGUUUGGCUUCUUCUAUCGGAGGUUCUUGAAGUAUUCCAGUUAAGUUAAGGAAAAUUUACUAAAAGGAUUUCAGUGGUCGGACUUCGUGGACUCGGUCGUCGCUAGCCGCCUGAUUUCGUCUUUCUCUUAGCAGUUUCAUAUUGGUUAGAUUUUUCUUUCCAUUGUCGCAUUCAAAGCACACGAUAAUUAUGCAUUCUUGGUCUUUCUGCAUUACCCAAGUUGAAUCUUCAGCGGUCGCGUUGUAUUUUCUUGUUAAAGGAGAUACUUGACCUUUAUUAUCUCAUUCAGAGAAUAUUCUGUGAGCGCCCUCAAGGUGUUUGAUAUAAUUUGCAGCUGAAUAAUUUCGAAUUCUGGUAGUUCUUUAAUUCCCUUGGUGUGAAAGAGAUUGCUUUUGCUGUGUAUCGAAGGAGUCGAGUGAGUUUUAUUGGUUAUGGGGGCUAAAAGUUCGAAGGGGUCGGGCCGGAGAGAACUUAGGUCAUAUGACUCUGGUGGUUCUUCAGGAUGGAAUCAGUAUGGAUAUCCGCAUCCUCAGCAGCCUCCGUAUUACACGCCUCAGCAUCAACAUGCGCCACCGCCCCCGUCUUCUUCUUUUAAUUAUGGGUCGCAGUCAUCUUUCAAUUAUGGGUCGGAGACACCUCAGCCACAAAGAAAGUUGGAUAGGAAAUACUCGAGGAUUGCUGAUAACUACCGGUCCUUGGAUCAGGUUACUGCUGCUCUCGCACAUGCUGGCCUAGAGUCUUCUAAUCUAAUUGUUGGUAUUGAUUUCACAAAGAGCAACGAGUGGACAGGUGCUAGGUCAUUCAACCGAAGAUGCUUACAUCACCUUGGAAAUGGUCAAAAUCCCUAUGAACAAGCAAUAUCAAUUAUUGGAAAGACUUUAUCUGCUUUCGAUGAGGAUAACUUAAUUCCCUGUUUUGGAUUUGGAGAUGCAUCAACACAUGAUCAAAAUGUCUUCAGUUUCUAUUCAGAAGAGACAUAUUGUAAUGGAUUUGAGGAAGUACUGACACGCUACAGAGAAAUUGUCCCUCAGCUUCGACUUGCAGGACCCACAUCUUUUGCACCUAUGAUUGAGAUGGCCAUCACUAUUGUUGAACAAAGUGGUGGCCAGUACCAUGUUUUGGUGAUAAUUGCCGACGGACAGGUGACAAGAAGCAUUGAUACUCAGCAUGGCCAACUCAGCCCUCAAGAACAAAAGACGAUUGAUGCAAUUGUUAGAGCAAGUGAGUAUCCUUUGUCAAUCAUUUUGGUGGGGGUUGGAGAUGGGCCUUGGGACAUGAUGAGGGAAUUUGAUGAUAACAUCCCUGCACGUGCCUUUGAUAAUUUUCAGUUCGUCAAUUUCACAGAAAUCAUGUCAAAGAAUGUGGAUCUAUCUAGAAAAGAGACUGAAUUUGCACUUGCAGCCUUAAUGGAGAUACCUUCUCAAUAUAAAGCUACUAUUGAGCUCGGUGUAUUAGGUAGACAAAGGGGAAAUGCUCCAGACAGGGUUUCUCUUCCCCCACCUCUUUAUGGUGGCAUGAAACGUCAGCGUCCAAGCAGUUUUCAGCAGCCCUCACCUGCUCAUCGUGGAUAUGAUCCUUCUUAUACUGGAUAUGAUGCAGCAGCCAGCACAGCUCCUCAUCGUGGAUAUGAUCUUCCAUAUACUGGGUAUGAUGCAGCAGCCAGCACAGCUCCUGAUCGUGGAUAUGAUUCUCCAUUUACUGGAUAUGAUGCAGCACCCAGCACAACUCCAUCUUCUCUUUAUGAUAAUCAGGUUUGCCCCAUUUGUCUUACUAAUUCAAAAGACAUGGCCUUUGGUUGUGGGCAUCAGACUUGUUGCGACUGUGGAGAAGACCUCGAAGUGUGCCCCAUUUGCCGACGUGCAAUUGAGACUAGAAUAAGGCUCUAUUGAUCGACUUUGCUGCACGUCUCUGAGAUUAUUACUUCUUUCGCGUGUUUAGUUCCUGUGGUAGCUGCACAAAUCUCAUGAUUUAGAGGCAGGUUAGCUGUUGAAGAGCGUCUUUAUCACCCUUUUAUUUUAUUUUUUAUUUAUUUUUUUUUCAUUUUGAAAAAUUCAAAUGGUUUUAGAUGAGAAGUCUGGGAAGUUUUGGGAUGUGCAGGGCUCCUCUAUAUUUUGGUGGAUGUAUUCCCUGGGGCUAAGACACAAGGCUGAUGCAAAAGUAUUGCAUAACUACUAGUGUGGUAGAGAUCAAGACAAGUGGGGUUGUUAUCUUGUUGAGAAAAGAGGGCUCGAAAGCACUCACAUCAACAUAAAAAUAGUUUUUAGUGUUUUGUGGGGAUUUUAUGUGGUGAGUUGUUUGUCAAUACUUUAGUUUUUUUGCUAAAGAGCAAAAAGCAAUCUUAAAAACCAUUUGUAAACCUGCCCUAAAGCAGUCCUAAAAUACAUUAGCAAUGGAGCCCUAAAGCCCAAAUACACUGGACAUUGGAGUCUUUCCCCCCCCCCCCUAGGCUAAGACACGAGGCUGCUUAAUUAAGGACUGCUACAGAUCAUGAAUUGUUUUGUCGGUUCAGAGCUUUUGAUAGAGAGACUCUGGUCCAUCCUCAUUUUUUUUAUUCCUACAUUUUUUAAUCAUUGUUUUAUAUAUUCUAGACUAUUUCUAGUUGUACUUAUGGUAGUGAGGAACGCUGAAGUAAAUAUCCAAUGGGAUGGCAGAUCUCUGCAUUAUGAUUUGCUUUAAUUUUGAUGUACAUGAACUUAAAAGUUUGGGAUUGUAAGAGAAAAGAAUGCGUUUUAUGGAUGUCGCUACUAAGAAUCUCUGGCUUUUAUA
This is a messenger RNA of Corylus avellana, 3401 nucleotides long. Its product is annotated as E3 ubiquitin-protein ligase RGLG5. Gene Ontology annotation, molecular function: ubiquitin-protein transferase activity. The record is from RefSeq and is a predicted model, not a curated record. Gene Ontology annotation, cellular component: nucleus. Gene Ontology annotation, biological process: protein ubiquitination. Lineage: Eukaryota; Viridiplantae; Streptophyta; Magnoliopsida; Fagales; Betulaceae.